CUCUUUUCAUAGCUGCAUCUUGCUUUAUUGCAGCCUUGGAUUGCAAUCACUGACACUAUAUUCUCUUGCUUUCCAUCAAGGCCCACUUUCUCUUUCUAGACUUAGGGUCCUGUGCUUCCUUCGCAUUUUUGUGCUUUGGGGUCUGUGUAAACAUGAGAGAGAUGCUUCAUGGAAGCUACCGCUUUCUUUUCGCUCUCUGCUUUUCGGGUUUGAAGCAAUGAGAUACAGAGAGAGUAGAUUUCUCUCUCGAAACAUAUUGGGUUUUGGGUUUUUGGCGAAGAUAGGUUUCGUUUUGGAGUGGGGAGAAAGAAAUGUGCAUUUCUCUCUCUAAUGGAGUUCUGAAAGUAUACAGAAUGGUUGCAGAUGAAGCUCUGAGCACAUGGACUUGUAGGUUUAUCUGAAGAAAAAAGAAAAUGGAAGAAAUACAAGCUUCUUCAGAUCAUUAUAGAUCUUCAUCUUCAUCCGCAAGUAGCCCUGCGACUAGUAGGGUUCCAUCAAGUUCAUUCUUCUAUCUGAGAAAACCAGGAUCAAGCAAGCAACCCAUUUCAUUUGAGGACUCUCCAGAAUGGGAAGAUGCAGAGACUGAUCAUCCACGACGCGAAGAAGAUGCAGGCGAUUCAAUUAAUGUGGAAACCAUGUCUCCUUCUCUGUCUAAAAUCAACAGUGGAUCUGUUCCCUCUCCUCCAUUGCAGGGGACUUCGACGCCUGUUCGGAGGAUAGCAGGGGCUUCUCUUGUUUGGAAGGACCUCACUGUCACCAUAAAGGGGAAGAUGAGGUACUCUGAUAAGGUUGUGAAGAGUUCUAAUGGCUAUGCUUUGCCUGGGACCCUCACUGUGAUAAUGGGUCCUGCGAAAUCGGGGAAGUCGACAUUAUUAAGGGCGAUUGCAGGAAGAUUGCCUGAUUCAGCCAAAAUGUAUGGAGAGGUGCUUGUGAAUGGGGUUAAAACGAGGCUUCAGUAUGGGUCAUAUGGAUAUGUUGAGAAAGAAGACACUUUGAUUGGAUCCCUUACGGUUCGAGAAAUGCUUUAUUACUCAGCACUUCUACAGCUUCCAGGCUUCUUCUCUCGAAAGAAGGGUGUAGUUGAGGAUUCCAUUUUGACAAUGUCUUUGGGGGAUUACUCUGAUAAAUUAAUAGGUGGUCAUUGCCGUAUGAAAAGCCUUCCAAGAGGUGAGAGGAGGCGUGUCAGCAUUGCUCGAGAGCUUGUUAUGAGGCCACACCUAUUGUUUAUCGAUGAACCUCUCUAUCAACUUGACAGUGUGUCUGCACUCCUUAUGAUGGUGACCCUAAAGAAACUUGCCAGCACGGGGUGUACAAUUAUUUUCACCAUGUACCAAAGCAGUACAGAAGUAUUUGGACUGUUCGACAGAAUUUGCUUGCUCUCAAAUGGAAAUACUUUGUUCUUUGGAGAAACCCUGGCAUGCCUGCAGCAUUUCUCAAAUGCUGGAUUUCCUUGUCCUAUCAUGCAAAGUCCUUCAGAUCACUUCUUACGUGCUAUAAACACAGAUUUUGACAGGAUCAUAGCCAUGUGCAAAAAUUGGCAGGAUGACCAUGGGGACUUUUCAUCUGUUAAUAUGGACACUGCUGUUGCGAUCCGUACCCUUGAAUCUACGUAUAAAACAUCUAGUGAUGCUGUCGCAGUUGAAUCUAUGAUAGUGAAACUGACUGAAAAGGAAGGUCCACUCCUCAAAAGCAAGGGCAAGGCUAGCGGUAUCACACGUGUCGCAGUUUUAACUUGGAGGUCCUUGUUAGUAAUGUCCAGGGAAUGGGGAUACUUCUGGAUUCGACUUCUGCUAUGCAUACUUCUUAUGCUUUCUGUUGGUACAAUAUUUUACAAUUUGGGGCAUUCUCUGUCAUCUGUAAUGGUCAGAGUUUCUGCAGUAUUCGUCUUAGUGUCAUUUCUAUCUUUGAUCAGUAUUGCUGGAAUGCCUGCUCAUAUAAAAGAAAUCCAGAUUUACACACAUGAAGAAUCAAACCAGCAUUCAGGAGCACUAGUUUUCUUGCUUGGACACCUCCUCUCUAGCAUACCUUUCUUAUUUCUCAUCUCUAUUUCCUCAUCCCUGCUCUUCUAUUUCUUGGUUGGCAUGAGGAAUGAAUUCAGCUUAUUUAUGUAUUUUGUGCUGAAUUUAUUCAUGUGCCUCCUAGUAAAUGAAGGCCUUAUGAUGGUUGUCUCUUCAAUUUGGUUAGAAGCAUUCAAGGCUAUAGUAACCAUGGUUUCCAUACAAGUGUUGAUGAUGCUUGUGGCAGGGUAUUUUAGACACCAAAAUGACUUCCCUGUACCAUUAUGGAAAUACCCUAUGUCAUAUGUUGCUUUCCACACGUACUCUAUUCAGGGUCUCUUGGAGAAUGAGUACAUUGGGACCUCCUUUGCAGUUGGGCAAGUAAGAUCCAUUACCGGAGUUCAGGCUCUUCGUGGUAUAUACAAUAUUCCUCCUGAUGUCAAUGCAAAAUGGUCAAAUCUACUGAUCUUGUUUCUAAUGGCGAUUUGCUACCGUAUCAUCCUUUUUGUUUUGCUCCGAUUCCAUGUGAGGCAAAGGUUGGCUUCUUGUAGAUUGUUUGGACUCAAAAGAUAAUGAAGAAAGCAAUGUAAAUCCUUGGUUUUCUCU
Amborella trichopoda is the source of this 2603-nucleotide messenger RNA. It is a transcript of the gene ABCG3, whose product is annotated as ABC-2 type transporter family protein. Lineage: Eukaryota; Viridiplantae; Streptophyta; Magnoliopsida; Amborellales; Amborellaceae. The record is from RefSeq and is a predicted model, not a curated record. Gene Ontology annotation, molecular function: ATP binding; ABC-type transporter activity; ATP hydrolysis activity. Gene Ontology annotation, cellular component: membrane.